UCAUCGGUGUGCGCAAGCGAGAGCGGAUCAUGACGAGUAGUAAAAGGAGUGCGCUUCUGUCUUCUCUCGCGGCUUAUGGAGACGAUUCAGAGCAAGAUUCAGACCCAGACCCAGACUCAGACGAACCAGAAUCAGAAUCCCAUGGCGGAUUGGUGUCGGCCAGUUAUGGGGUGGAUGACGUGAGUCGCGUGGAGGAAGAAGAUGAGAAGGGCUCAGAGAAUGAGGACAGUGAUGACAGCGCCAGAAAUUCGGAAGAGGAGGAGUCAGACUCAGGGCGAGCCCAAGACAAUGUGAAGGACGUCCAGGAAUGGGAGACCAAAGACCCCCAAGAGCUUGUUGCACAGUUUUCUGAGAAGGUUCGGAACAUGUCUCCUGAUGAGAUCAAAAUUCCUCCCGAACCACCUGGGCGUUGUUCCAGUCAUCUGCAGGAAAAGAUAAUUAAACUUUACGAACGGAAGCUACAUGAAGAUUUCGAUACGAACAAACAUAUUCAGAAGAAGAAAGAGUUCCGCAACCCAAGUAUUUAUGAGAAGCUUAUCCAGUUCUGUGGCAUUGACGAACUUGGAACCAACUAUCCAAAAGACAUGUUUGACCCCCAUGGCUGGUCGGAGGAUUCCUAUUACGAGGCAUUAGCCAAAGCUCAGAAAGUGGAGAUGGACAAGCUGGAAAAAGCCAAAAAGGAGAAGACCAAGAUUGAGUUCGUGACAGGCACCAAAAAGGGCACCACUACUAAUGCGGCGGCCAUGACCACAAAUACAACAACUGCCUCAUCUGCAGCAGAUGCCCAGAAGAGGAAGAGUAAGUGGGACUCCGCAGUACCGGUGACCCUGGCACAACCUGCCCUUCUCACCACCACUACCACCCUCCCUGGUGUCGUCUCUGUGACCACAACAGCUAGUGGCACCAAGACUACAGUCAUCUCUGCUGUGGGAACCAUUCUGAAAAAAGCUAAGCAAUGACACGGCCCUGUCGGUUGAUUUUUUUUAUUUUUUUUAUUUUGUUUAUUAUUUCAGCAACAAAGUUGGUUUUAAUUGUCUGGAAACUAUUUCUAUAUUCUGGAUGUGACAGCACAGAGACAGUCAGACACAAACUUCGACUAUUUCGACUGCAUUUGUCUGAUAUUUGUUGAAGCUUUGAUUUCUUGGUUGAAAUAACUUUAUCUUUGCCUAGAGGUUUUCUACUAAAUUCAUUUAUGUAAAAGUUAUCAUACGACUUGAAACAUGAAAAUCGGGGAAAAAAAUGGUUUCUCAUCAAACAUGCAACAAUUUAUCACUUAUGAGUAAUUUGCUUUUGUUUGUUUUUUUCCGUUUAGUAACCAUUCAGUGUUUAAUAGAUGUCUGGUCAGUUUUGCCUAUCUAUAUUUUCCAUUUUUAUGUCUUGAUGAAGAUUUGGGAGAUGACACACACAACACCAACUAAUCAUCUGUCACGAGUAUACAGUAGUAUCUUAUUACAACAGUAACAGAUCAGGCUAUUUGAUUGUAUUUAUGAGGAGAAAAAAGUAGUUCUUUCAAUUCCAUGCAAGUUAAUUUUUUUACAGAGUUUUUCCCCCCUGCAUCAUUCUACCUUUUUAUUUCAUUUUAGAAAGGCAAAUAGGUCUUUUUUUUUUUUUUUAAAUACUUGUACAUAUUAAAAUGAGUCAGUGCCUUCUCUAUAGCACAGUUCCAUGAAAAUAAAUUUUUUUGUAUAAUU
This is a messenger RNA of Myxocyprinus asiaticus (Chinese sucker), 1691 nucleotides long. RefSeq names its product SAP30-binding protein-like. Gene Ontology annotation, cellular component: nucleus. Lineage: Eukaryota; Metazoa; Chordata; Actinopteri; Cypriniformes; Catostomidae. The transcript has 11 exons. Bases 30 to 959 code for a protein of 309 amino acids. Gene Ontology annotation, biological process: regulation of DNA-templated transcription. The record is from RefSeq and is a predicted model, not a curated record.